GCUCUCCAUAUCAAACCAUCUCAUCUUGAAUAUCUUCCAUCCCUUCUUAACUGAAUCUUACACUCGGAAAUAAGAAAAAAAGACAAUAAUCAUGCCUCUUGUUAUUCCCCAAGUCUCCCAGGAUGAUAAGGGCGAGUGGCUCAACAAGCUCGUCGGCAAGAAGAUUAGUGAGAAUACUAGCGAUGUCAAUACAUUCGCAAAGACAGACCUCCCUGAAGAUCAUCGUAUCAUCAAGCCUAAUGACCCGGUGACUAUGGAUUUUAGACCGAACCGGUUGAACAUCAAUUUGGAUGAGCAGGGCGUUGUUCAUAGUGUUGGAUUUUUCUAAACAUGUUUUGUAUACCCGGACUUAUUCUGGAUUUGAUUUUGCUACGAGUAUGAUAAUGUGAUAAGGCGAAUGCCAUCCAGACCAGUUUGAAUGAAGACGCUUAAGCAUAUUAU
Messenger RNA from Aspergillus glaucus CBS 516.65, 441 nucleotides. RefSeq lists its product as uncharacterized. The transcript has 3 exons. The coding region runs from base 92 to 328 and encodes 78 amino acids. The record is from RefSeq and is a predicted model, not a curated record. NCBI's taxonomy places the organism in Eukaryota, Fungi, Ascomycota, Eurotiomycetes, Eurotiales, Aspergillaceae.